Molecule: messenger RNA, 1622 nt
Organism: Ananas comosus (pineapple)
Lineage: Eukaryota; Viridiplantae; Streptophyta; Magnoliopsida; Poales; Bromeliaceae
Product: aspartic proteinase nepenthesin-1-like
Exons: 1
Coding region: 143-1453 (436 amino acids)
Biological process (GO): proteolysis
Cellular component (GO): extracellular region
Molecular function (GO): aspartic-type endopeptidase activity
Source: RefSeq, a predicted model, not a curated record
CUUUAUCCCAUACUCUCUACGUACAUCCCCAUGAAUGUGUUUAUUAUAUUUUUUAUUUUUUUCCCUUUGUAACUGCUAUAUCUGUAAUCAAAUCUAGUUUCUAAUUCACUCACUAAGCGCUUGGUUUGAGCUAUAUUCCAAAAUGGCAAAACUUUUGAGCUUGCUCUUGCUGCUGCUGCUUGCUUUUCUGGUGGCAGUUUCUGCAUCUGUUUCUUUCCGAAUAGAGUUAACCCAUGUCGACGCCGGGGGCCAUUUCAAUAAGUCGGAGCUCCUGCGUCGGGCCGUGCUCCGGAGCAAGAUACGGGCGGCAGCGUUACUGUCGAGGCCGGCAGUAGUGGUGCCCAAAUCGACCGCGGGGGCGCCGAUCAUACCAGUCCGCCCGAGCGAGGGGGAGUUCCUCAUGGACGUGGGGAUCGGCACGCCCCCGCACCCGUUUUCUGGGAUUCUUGAUACCGGCAGCGACCUCAUCUGGACUCAAUGCAGCUCCUGCAUUCUAUGCAUCGAGCAGCCGACGCCGUACUAUGACCCCACGAAAUCGUCCACCUCCUCCGCCGUCGCCUGCGCUGACCCGCUGUGCCAGGCGCUCCCCGGGCCACUGUGCUACCAAAACUCCUGCGUCUAUUUCUACAGCUAUGGCGACGCCGCCGCCACCGCCGGGUACCUCGCGGCGGAGACCCUCACCUUCGGAACCGCCAACGGUACAAAAGUUACUGUCCCCAGCAUCGCUUUCGGGUGCGGGAGCCUCAACGAAGGCUCGCUGUCGAACGGGUCGGGUAUGGUCGGGUUCGGGCGCGGGCCCUUAUCGCUCGUCAACCAACUGCAUGCGAAAAAGUUCUCUUACUGCUUCACUUCCUUUCUUGCAUCAAAUUCAAGCACUCUCUUUUUUGGCGCGCAAGCAAAACUCGCUAACAAUACGAAAUACGGGCCGGUGCAGAGCACGCCCUUCGUUAUAAGCCCGGCUCAGCCAUCGUUCUUCUUCGUAAACCUCACCGGCGUAACGGUCGGGGCCACUCGACUCCCGAUACCGCCGUCGGUGUUUGCUCUGAACCCCGACGGCUCCGGAGGCGUGUUUAUUGAUUCCGGCACGUCGAUCACGUACCUGCAGGAUGCGGCGUACGCCUUAGUGAGGGAGGCGUUUCUUUCGCAGGUGAAGCUGCAGGCGGUGAACGACACCGCGAUCGGGCUCGACGUGUGCUUUGCGCUCCCGUCGCCGCCGUUCGUGACCGCCGUGAUCCCGAAGCUCGUGUUCCACUUCGGCGGCGGCGCCGACAUGCAGCUGCCGCAGGAGAACUACAUGGCGAUCGAUAUCGCCACCGGGAACUUGUGCCUGGCGAUGCUGGGGAGCAGUGAUGGGUCGGUCAUAGGGAAUUUUCAGCAGCAGAAUAUGCAGAUGCUCUAUGAUCUGGAGAAUAACCUCUUGUCCUUUGUUCCUGCUCAGUGUGAUCUCGUGUGAUUUGGAUCUUACGAAAUUGCGGUAGUAGAUUAAUGCAGUUGUAGUCUUUUUGUUUAUGUGGGCUUUAUGAAUUGGUGAGGAGAGUCUCUAGGGUUACUUUGGAUUUUAAUUUGCAGUUGACAUGUAACAUUAAGAUAACAAUUAUUUAAUAAACUGGGAUUUUUGAAUA